This is a messenger RNA of Echinops telfairi (small Madagascar hedgehog), 1657 nucleotides long. It is a transcript of the gene MDH1B, whose product is annotated as malate dehydrogenase 1B. Bases 130 to 1530 code for a protein of 466 amino acids. Gene Ontology annotation, molecular function: L-malate dehydrogenase (NAD+) activity. The record is from RefSeq and is a predicted model, not a curated record. The transcript has 11 exons. Gene Ontology annotation, biological process: tricarboxylic acid cycle; malate metabolic process; oxaloacetate metabolic process. NCBI's taxonomy places the organism in Eukaryota, Metazoa, Chordata, Mammalia, Afrosoricida, Tenrecidae.
AAAGUGGAACUUCUGGCAGACUAUCUACAGAAGAAUCUUCCUGAUUUUAGGAUACAUAAAAUUACAAAGCAUCCUGAUAACUGGGAGGAGUGGCUGAAGGAUGUCUGUGAAAAGAAUAAGUGGAAUCAUAUGAAAUCUCCCAUCAUCUGGAGAGAGCUGUUGGAUCGUGGCGGAAAGGGCAUGCUUUUGGGCGGCUAUAAUGAGUUCCUGGAGCAUGCUCAGCUUUACUACGGCAUCACCUCCAGCAUGACAAGUGAGCUGAUGCUAAUUGUUGCUCAAGAAAACCUGGAGGCUCAUCUAGGACAAGAGCUCGAGAAAGAAACCCUCAGCGAACUCAUCACCCCCUUGCAGGUCUGGAUCACCAGUGCUUCUGCUCCUGCCUGCUACAGCCUCAUUCCCUUACUGGCCAGCGGGGAGGUGUUUGGGAUGGAUGCGGAGAUAAGCGUAAGCCUCUUAGACACCAAGCAAGAAGCCUGCCUGGAAGCCGUGCUGAUGCACAGCCAGGACCUGGCGGCCCCCCUGCUCCGAAGCAUCGCCAUCUGCAGGCAGGUGGAGCAUGCCUUCCUCCAGGCCCACGUGGUCAUCGUCCUGGAUGACAGCUAUGACAAGGAGGUGUUCGGCAUAGAGGAGUGCACGCGGAGCAAGGUCCUUCUGUGCCGCCUCUAUGGAUACCUGAUUGAGAAAAACGCCCACCCAUCCGUCCGAGUGCUCGUGGGAGGGAAAUCCUUUGUGAAUCUGAAGGCGGCCUUGCUCAUGAGAUACGCCCCAAACUUCGCAUGCAACAUCAUCGCUGUGGCCAUGGGGGUGGAAGGUCAUGCCAGAGGUCUCCUGGCACGAAAAAUGAAAACCACUGCGGCAGCCAUCAAAGAUGUGAUCAUUUGGGGUAAUAUUAGUGGCAAUAACUAUGUGGAUCUGAGGAAAGCCAAAGUCUUCGAAUACAAGAGUGCCAUCUGUGGACCACCUCACUACUACCGCCCCGUUCUGAACUUGAUCUUUGACAAUGAGUGGAUCAACAAAGAAUUUGUUGCAACUGUAAAAAACUUGUCCGACACGGGGAAACAAUUGGGAAGCACCCUCGUUGCGCACAGUAUCGCCACCACAUUGAAAUACUGGUACCAAGGCUCGCCGCCGGGGGAGAUCGUAUCGGCAGGGGUCCGGAGUGAAGGCCAAUUCGGAAUUCCUGAUGGGCUUGUUUUCUCCAUGCCUGUGAAAUUUGAGAACGGCAGUUGGGUGGUCCUUACAGAUCUUGAAGAUGUUGAAAUAAAUGAACAAAUAAUGGCCAGAAUGACAAAUGAUAUAAUUCAGGAAAAACUUGUUGCAUUUGGAGACGUGGUAGAUUAUCAAUCAUAUAGUUCGGGAACUGACUUGGCUGGACACUGUGAGCGGAAUUUAUCCAUCAGAGAGGACAACCAAGAGGAUGAGAGCUCCACAGAUGAGCAUAAACAGAAAUUACAUUCUGAUGCCGUCCAAAAUGAAGGAAAAGAUCAAGUUUUAUCACACAACUCUGAAGUUAACCCCAUGGAACAGUAAAUGAUCAAAUUAUAUCCAAUAUAAAGUGAUUUGUUAGCAAAACAAAUAGAGGCUGGUGAGCAUCUGUGUUUAGGGAAGAAUAACUCAAUUCCUAGAUAAUAGGAAGUUGCCAAUUAAGUAGCAGUGA